AUGCCCCCCAGGAAGAGGACGCGGCCGGGCCUGGGCUUCCUGUGCUGCUUCGGCAGUAGCGAACCCCCAGAAAUCAACCUCAAGGACAGUGUGCCCCUCCAGCUGCUGGAGUUCAGUGCCCCCAUGCCCCCCGCUGAGGAGCUGCAUGCACGUUUCUCCGAACUGGUGGAUGAACUGGACUUGACAGAUAAAAACAGGGAGGCCAUGUUCGCUCUGCCCGAUGAGAAGAAAUGGCAAAUCUACUGCAGCAAGAAGAAGGAGCAAGAGGACCCCAACAAGCUGGCCACCAGCUGGCCCGACUACUACAUUGACCGCAUCAACUCCAUGGCUGCUAUGCAAACCCUAUUUGCCUUUGAUGAGGAGGAAAUGGAAAUGAGGAACAAGGUGGUGGAAGAUCUGAAGACAGCACUUCGGACUCAGCCAAUGAGGUUCGUCACACGCUUCAUCGAGCUAGACGGCCUCACCUGCCUCCUCAACUUCCUGCGCAGCAUGGACUACGAGACGUCAGAGAGCCGCAUCCACACCUCUGUCAUCGGCUGCAUCAAGGCCCUGAUGAACAAUUCCCAGGGACGUUCGCACGUCCUUGCCCACCCACAGAGCAUCAACACCAUCUCACAGAGCCUGCGGACGGAGAACAUCAAGACUAAAGUGGCGGUGCUGGAAAUUCUGGGGGCGGUGUGCCUGGUGCCUGAUGGACACAAGAAGGUGCUGCAGGCCAUGGCACACUACCAGAAAUACGCUGCUGAGCGGACUCGCUUUCAGACGCUGCUUAAUGAGCUGGACAAGAGUACAGGCCGCUACAGAGACGAGGUCAAUUUAAAGACUGCCAUCAUGUCCUUCAUCAAUGCUGUGCUCAACGCUGGAGCUGGGGAGGACAACCUUGAGUUCCGUCUCCAUCUAAGGUACGAAUUCCUGAUGUUAGGCAUCCAGCCGGUCAUCGACAAGCUCAGAGAGCACGAGAAUGCCACUUUGGACAGGCAUUUGGAUUUCUUUGAAAUGGUGCGGAAUGAGGACGACUCUGAGUUGGCCAAAAGAUUUGAUAUGACCCAUGUAGAUACUAAGAGUGCUGGUGCCAUGUUUGAGAUGAUCAAGAAGAAGCUGAGCCACACUGAUGCCUACCCCAACCUCAUCUCCAUCCUCCAACACUGCCUGCAGAUGCCUUAUAAACGUGGCGGUGGCAGCCUGCAGCACUGGCAGCUCUUAGACAGGAUCAUUCAGCAGAUAGUCCUGCAAGACGACAAGGGAGAGGACCCUGAUGUCGCGCCUCUGGACAACUUCAGUGUUAAGAACAUCAUUCGCAUGUUGGUCAAUGAGAAUGAGGUGAAACAAUGGCGAGACCAGGCAGAGAAGUUCAGGAAAGAUCAUGGAGAGCUGCUAGCUAAACUAGAGAGGAAGGAGCGUGAGUGUGAAACCAAGACCCAGGAGAAGGAUGAUAUGAUGAAAACUUUGAACAAGAUGAAGGACAAACUCCAGCGCGAGGGAGUGGAGUUGCGCUCCGCCAGGGAGCAAGUCCUGGACCUGUCCUCACGCAUCAAUGACAUAGCUCAGGGCAGCAGUGUCCCUUUCCCGCCUCCUCCUCCCCCUCCUGGUGGCCCCAUGGCUCCACCUCCACCACCUAUGAUGGGUGGCUUUCCUCCACCUCCUCCUCCACUACCAUUCAGCUGCCCGCCUCCACCACCACCUCCACCUCCACCAGGAGCACCACCUCCUCCGCCAGGAGCCCCUCCCAUUUUUGGAGCACCACCUCCCCCUAUUCCCUCCUCAUUCAACUCAGCGAGCACGAUGCGCUCCAAGUCCAUCCCUCAGCCUUCUCAUCCCCUGAAGUCCUUCAACUGGGCCAAACUAGGAGAGAAUAUGAUCAAUGGCACCAUCUGGAACGACAUUGAUGACCUGAGAGCUUUCAAGAUUCUCGACCUCAAAGACAUAGAGAAGAUGUUUUCAGCUUAUCAGAGACAACAGGACCUGCUCACUAAUCAAUCCUUCAAACAGAAAGAGACGGGCUCUAUGGAUGACAUAUACGUCAGCACGCGGAAGGUCAAGGAGCUGUCAGUCAUCGACGGGAGACGUGCACAGAAUUGUAUCAUCCUGCUUUCAAAGUUAAAAAUGAGCAACGAAGAGAUCAAGCGGGCAAUCCUAGAGAUGGAUGAGAGAGAAGAGCUAGCCAAAGAUAUGCUGGAGCAGCUGCUGAAGUUUGUCCCUGAGAAAAGCGAUAUAGAUCUCUUGGAGGAGCACAAACAUGAGCUGGAGCGGAUGGCCAGGGCUGAUCGCUUCCUCUUUGAAAUGAGCAGAAUUGACCACUACCAACAGAGACUGCAAGCUCUAUUCUUUAAGAAGAAGUUUGCAGAGCGUUUAGGUGAAGCCAAGCCAAAGGUUGAAGCUAUCCUGAACGCAUCCAAGGAGGUGGUCCGGAGCAAGAGGAUGACUCAGAUCCUGGAGGUGGUGCUGGCCUUUGGCAACUUCAUGAACAAGGGCCAGAGAGGCAAUGCCUACGGCUUCAAGGUCUCCAGUCUCAACAAGAUCGCUGACACCAAGUCCAGCAUAGACAGGAACAUCACUAUGUUGCACUACCUGAUCAUGAUCUUUGAGAAGAACUACCCUGACACACUGAACAUCCAGCAGGACAUCAGCAGUGUACCAGAGGCUGCCAAAGUCAACUUGGCAGAGCUGGAAAAAGAGGUGCACAGUAUCAAAAGUGGACUAAAGGCUCUUGAGGCGGAGCUGCACUACCAACAGAGCAGGACGAGGGAACGUGGGGAUAAGUUUGUGGCUGUGAUCGGGGACUUCAUCACCGUGGCUGGCUUCAGCUUCUCUGAACUGGAGGACCAACUGAGCGAAGCCAAGGACAAGUUUGCCAAUUCUCUGAAGCACUUUGGGGAAGAAGAAGGGAGGAUGCAGCCCGAUGAGUUCUUCGGGAUCUUCGACACCUUCUUGCAGUCGUUCAGCGAAGCGCGGCAAGACCUGGAGAACAUGCAGCGACGUAAAGAUGAGGAGGAGAGGAGGGCACGGAUGGAGGCCAUGCUCAAGGAGCAGAGGGAAAGAGAACGGCGGGCCAAGAAGAGCGGCGCCUCAGACGAGGUUGGUGGGGAGUUUGAUGACCUGGUGUCAGCACUGCGUUCUGGUGAAGUCUUCGACAAGGACCUGAACAAAUUUAAGCGGAACCGCAAACGCUCAGUCAAUCAGCUGGUGGAGGGUGGCGGCCGCGAACGAGCUGUCACAAAGGUCAACUACUAGGCCAGGUAAAGGAAUGAAAAAGAAAAGACUAGACGCCGAAAUUCUGCCGUGGUGUAGUUCUCUGAACACCUUUAGUCCAGGUACUCAAACGGUGACCAUUGACAUUGGAGAGGAUGUAAGUAACUGCUGAACUAGACAUGCAGAUACAUGUAUGGACGGCCGCACUGUUUUGAAGGAUGCCACACUCUCUUCUCACUGGUCUUGUAAAGCUUUUUCCAACCUGUUUGUCCAGAUCUGGAAGAAGAAUAGUUGGGAUAGAUGGAUGGAUGGAUGGACAGACCACUGUGAUACAUUAUCCCAUAUCUUUUGACCAUAUCCUUUUAACACUGUGCUCAAGCUUCCAACUCUCUAUCGUCCACUGUUUUUCACUGCUCGUUUUCCCUCACAAACCCUUUGCUGUUCUCCAGUAAGUUCCCUGGUGCUGGAUCAGCCCUGUCUUUUUGCUAACUGGCUCUAAAACACACAGGACAUUGGGAUCAGCCAGUCACACUGUAAAUAGACACAAGGUGGAGAGAAAUUAUAGAAAAAAUGACGUCAGGCAGAUUUUAAAAAAGAAAAAAAAAAAAAAAAAGAAGAUGGGAAGGGGGAACUAAACCAUAACCUUACAGUCAUGGUUGCUCCAAGUGUACCCCAGAAAAAGAGACUUUGGAGCCACAGAAAGGGUAGAUACGCUUUGAAUAUAUGAACUUCCUUUCUUAUUGCUUCAAAACAGAGGAUUCAUCCCAGUGUCCUCCAGCACACAGCAUUCCCAGGGAGGACAUCCCUCGCUUCUCAAGGAAGAACUCUUCUAAGCUUGAUCCUCCUGACAAAACCAUGACUGUGCCACGGGGGUCAAGCCUCACCUACACUACCCAAUGGUUUAAGCAUUGUCCUGGCAUGAAUCGGUGCCAAAGCAAAGAGAAAAAAAAUGUAAAUGUAAUAAUACAAAACAUGCUGCAGUUAGGCAUUGAUAUAUAUUUAUAUUUAGAUGCAGACAAGCUAAUUGCAAAGAUGUAGAGGUUUUUUUUACGUUUUCAUGGCAUUUGGGGGGGUUUGUACACGCAAUGCAUUAUUUGUUGGUGUUGCAAGUUCACAUUGCUGUUGAAGUUAACUUCUUAUACAUUUUUGCGCUAUGUAAAAAAAAAAAAAAAAAAAGAUGAUUACUUAUCCUUCUCUCACACAUCUUGUUUGCACUGCAGCUUUUCUGAAAAAAUCCUAACACUCCUAGGGUUGCACAAUGUCCUCUGGAAAAAAAAAGUCCUCUGUACUUAAAUUUACUUUAUCUAUAACAAAGAAAAUGAAGGAAUGCCAUAGGUGAUUUUUAACUUCAGGGCAAAAUCUGCAGUUUACAGUGCUCUCCCUGCUCAGCUGUCAGGGUGAAUGGUUCCCAUCUGAAUCGGGGCAACUAAAAUGCGGACCAUGUUGGCAGUUCUCAUUAGGCCUUUCAUUUUUCAUUGAUGGUGUCUGUAGGAUCUGUUCCACUGGUGCUAAAACAUGUGGUCUCUGGGCAGAGCUGACAGUGUAGUUGAGGAUUUCUCCAAAUAUACUAGGGUUUGUUCGCUCUGUUACAAAUUUCAGGCUCAUGCAGUGUUUCUGUGCAUUUUUCAUAUUUUAGGUGACAUUGUAAUGAGGGACCACACCAUGUGAGAAGUCUGUAUUUGCAAAGUCAGGGUUCAACAAAGCACUUGAACUGAGAAGAAAUUCUUGUUGUGGCUUGAUCACUUUAAGGGCACUAACAAGAAGAGGGCAGCCUCAGUAAGCAUUGUAGAAAACAAUCAUUACUUCCAUCUUUCCUUCCAGUGUCUUUUACACAUUUGUUUACCUAUAGCUAGACACUGACUAUUAUUUGGCAACAGGUUGCCCAUAGCAAUACCACAGACUGACAUAGUGUUGCCAACCCAGGUCACGAUUUCGAAAUCUUCACUGUAGUUUGCUUUAUGUAUAUUUGUAUUUGUAACACCUUAGCAGUAGCUAUGACAAAGGCUGUGAUGUAAUGUGCAGGCUCCUCUCUUUACAACACACUGUACAUCUUCUUGAAGAUGGACACACAGUAGCUUGCUACAGGAAGUGUACCAACAGAGAAACCACAUUUGAACAUGGUAAAGGUAAAGGUAAAGGGCAACACGCGCAUGAAGUUCAAGGACUCCAGUGGGAGUAUUUUAGUGCUAAUUGGCAAAAUAAACUCACCCUGUGUUUAAUCUCCCUGCCAACCCAUUUAUCCACAUUUAUAUAAUAAUACAGAAUUACAAUAGGGACACCAGUUAAGGCUUCUUCUCUAUGCUUCGUGUCUUUCAAUAUAUCCUUUACUUACCGUACAAAUUAGUUGUUUGAGUUUGAUGGGGCAAAAUAUUUGCACAACAGCUCCUGGUUCAGUUUGUAGGUGGUUGUUUUUAUAGUAACACUGUGGUCGACACCAAGAACUCAUAUUGCAGUUCCUUUCUCCAUUCCUCAUGUUAAAUUGACUCAAUAAGUAAUUGUUGUGUGUCACAAAAUGAUGAAUUGCUGAACAUCAGUUUUAUUUAAUUUACAAUGUUUCUGAACAAACUGAACUGAACAUCCACCAAGCGUGUUGUGACGAUGUCUGCAGUAGUAAUGGCAAUACGAGUUUGUCUCUGUUCCUUUACUGCCAGCCAUUCUGUUCUGAAACAUAUUCAAGUGCCUCUGACCCUGUUAUCACAAAUGUACCAUUGUUAUCAUCAUGUUUUAGACCUUAGAGCUUUCUCAUGUACAACAAAUUGCAGCUGAGGGUUAGAAUUGGAUUCACUGGCACCAUCUUGUGGCGUCAGAUUGAGAACUUGGUUUCAAACCUGAUGCCACAAGCAGUUAAAAUCAGCUCUCCAAACUGUGAUGAAGGACGUGACCUUAGCUCGAGGCACAUAGGUCACCAAAGUCUCCUGAAGGUCCAAGAAGUAUGAUCUAUUUCCUGUAGCUCGAAACCAGUAUUUGUUCCUCGAAUUGAAGCAGAGAGAAAAGAUAUGUGGCUAAAAAGACUAUGCGAGUGCAGAAAGGGCCUCACAGGUCCCAUGCCCAACACUUUAGAGAUCAACUGAUACACCAAAUAGAUUGAGAGAGGUUCCUUUAUAUAAGGGGGAAAUGACAUAUGGUUGCCUAUUCUUUAACCAGCAUCUCAUGUAUAUUUGAGCUAUUCUGUUUUCUAACCUCUGCUCCUUUGUCUUUGCAGUUAAUCAGAGUUAGUAUAUCACACUAUGGCAGACCCUUUAAACUCUGAAUCCAGAGCUUUAACCUGUAUUGUAGUGCAUACCAUUUACUGAGGGGUAUUGCAACAUUGUCAGUAUUAUUACAUGUUUAUGUUGUUACAUGUUCGGAUGUUUAUUUGGCCAUUGACUGGCUGAUUUUGGGGUGUACAGAUGGAAAUCAGAGGACUGAAAUUAGUAGCUUAUUCAAUGCACUUUUAUUAUGGGACAUUCCCAUUUGCAGCACCAUUGAGGGCUUAGAUCCCUCGAGAAAUGAGAAGGGUGCAACAAAAGAGUGGUGCAAAAAGAAAAAAAAACAUGGUGUGAAGAAGAAAGAGAGAAAAAGGGCAAGUGAGAUUCGGGACUCCGGCUGGGCCGCUGGAAACACAUUUAGUCAGUCUAAUGGAUGACAACGAUGUGUAGACACAAAGAGGUGACACUCCUAUAAACAUGAGUGUAUUUUGUAUAAAUUAUCACUUGCCUGUGUCACCUGUUCUGGUAUGUAAAGGAAAAAAAAGCUGAAUGUUUUCUAAAUCACCACAUUUGUGUCAAGUCAUGCACUUGGCGUUGACCUGCAUGCCUAAAGAAGGGUGCACAAAGUGUGACGUGUUGACUUUAACCUUUAAUAGAAAAUUGCUUGCAAUAUGGAACACACAUGUUAGACGCCAAUUUGUACUACCUGAGGAAAGUUGCACCUAGUUUUAGAGGUUGUAUAAUUGUGAGGAGUCAGUAUUUUUAUGGUUGGAAACAAAACGUAUUCUCCACCGAUGUAUAGUUGGAAAAAAAAAGCAUUUUGUACACCAUUCUUGAUGUUUGAGAUAAGAUUAAAAAAAGAGAUCACAACAUUGAGGAAUGUUCCAUUUACCUGUAAAUUGUACCUCUAUUUAUUUGCCUUAUUUAGUUUGCUAUAUUUUGUAUGUACACACACACGCAUUAUUACAAAAUGUUAUAUAAAAAAUAUGAAUAUAAAUAAUUAAACUGUGGUCCGAGUAUGAUGGAUAGUUCUGAGACAUGUAUAAGAAUAAGAUUUUUUUUUUUUUUUUCAUUUCUAUAGUUUUAUUUUUGUUCUGUCUUUUGUAGGGUUACAAUAAAAGUUUGUCCCUUCCAA
Acanthopagrus latus (yellowfin seabream) is the source of this 7512-nucleotide messenger RNA. RefSeq names its product dishevelled associated activator of morphogenesis 2 (gene daam2). Gene Ontology annotation, biological process: regulation of non-canonical Wnt signaling pathway; actin cytoskeleton organization; negative regulation of oligodendrocyte differentiation. Lineage: Eukaryota; Metazoa; Chordata; Actinopteri; Spariformes; Sparidae. Bases 1 to 3231 code for a protein of 1076 amino acids. The record is from RefSeq and is a predicted model, not a curated record. Gene Ontology annotation, molecular function: small GTPase binding; actin binding. The transcript is spliced from 25 exons.